Messenger RNA from Cyprinodon tularosa, 2948 nucleotides. RefSeq names its product chondroitin sulfate N-acetylgalactosaminyltransferase 2 (gene csgalnact2). The transcript has 8 exons. The record is from RefSeq and is a predicted model, not a curated record. Bases 273 to 1895 code for a protein of 540 amino acids. Gene Ontology annotation, cellular component: Golgi cisterna membrane. Lineage: Eukaryota; Metazoa; Chordata; Actinopteri; Cyprinodontiformes; Cyprinodontidae. Gene Ontology annotation, molecular function: glucuronosyl-N-acetylgalactosaminyl-proteoglycan 4-beta-N-acetylgalactosaminyltransferase activity.
AUUGGUUGUUCAACCACCGGAAGUGGAGUGCUGCCAACUCUUUUCUUCGGGCGCCGUGGCGCUCCGUGGCUGAAGCUGCCGUCGGUGGUUGAUUUCGUAUGAAGCGUCUCGGCGUUGGGCGCAGGGCGGACAUGGACACACACACAACGAGGUGAUUGUUGGAGCAUAAUGGAGCCAUGAAAUAACAGGAAAGGUGUUUUAGAAGAAUCGUUUGAGUGAUGUGAGAAAGAGAGAAAAGAUGCAGACUUUCCAGCUGUAGGUCUUAUGAGGACAUGAUGCCCAGACGGGGGUUCGCCUUCCAGGGACGGGUCCGCUGGCUCUUCCUGGGCCUCUUCCUGCUCCUGGUGCUGAUGCUGUUUGCGUACCUGCUGGAGUGCACGCCGCCUGCAGACGUCAGCCAUGUCCUGCCCGGCUUGGCGGGGGAGGCCUACGGGAAGGAGCACUACCAGGCUCUGCUGCAGGAGCACGAGGAGCGCCACCUGAGCCGAGCUUCCAGCCUCAAGCGUCAGAUCGCCCAGCUCAAGCAGGAGCUCCAGGAGAUGAGCGAGAAGCUGAAGCUGAUGCAGGAGAAGAAGGAGCCCCCCGGGGUGCAGGGCCUGGGGGAGAACAAAGACCAAGAGCCGGGGGACCUGCUGGAGUUCCUGCACUCUCAGAUCGACAAGGCAGAGGUCAACAGCGGAGCGCGGCUGCCCAGCGAGUACGCCCUGGUUCCCUUUGAAAGCUUCACCUCCUCCAAGGUGUACCAGCUAGAGAUGGGGCUGACGCGGCACCCCGAGGAGAAACCUGUGCGCAAAGACCGCAGAGAUGAGUUAGUGGAGGUCAUGGAGGCUGCGCUGGACAUCAUCAACAACCCUGAUGACGAGGACGGGGUGGAGGACGACGUCCCCAUGCAGAGGCAAACCUACACAGACAGUCACUUUAUGGAAGGAUUAUACAGGACGGAGAGAGACAAGGGGACGCUUUACGAGCUGUUCUUCGCCAAAGAGGAUUCCAGCAGCUUCCGUCACGUCACGCUCUUCAGACCGUUUGGGCCGAUAAUGAAAGUCAGGAGCACAACCGUGGAAACAUUAGGAAUGAUCAUCAACAUCAUCAUGCCGCUGGCGGGCAGGGUCGAUACUUUCUCACAGUUUUUGCAAAACUUCAGGGAGGUGUGCAUUCAGCAGGACAAACGGGUUCAUCUUACCGUGGUUUAUUUCGGACAGGAAGGUCUGCAGGAGGUGAAGUCAUUGUUGGAAAAAAUGUCAAGAGAGGAGAGCUUCUCUAACUACACCCUCAUCCCUGUGGACGAGGAGUUUUCUCGCGGCCGGGGUUUGGAUAUCGGAGCCCACGCGUGGAAGAAAGGCGACGUCCUGAUGUUCUUCUGUGACGUGGACAUUCGUUUCUCCCUGGACUUCUUGAACACGUGUCGUCUACACGCCUCCCCCAACAAGAAAGUGUUCUACCCGGUGGUGUUCAGUCUGUAUAAUCCCGCCAUCGUUUAUGGAAGUUUGGAGCUGGCUCCACCUAUUGAACUGCAGCUGAUUCACAAAAAAGAUGCAGGAUUUUGGAGAGAUUUUGGAUUCGGAAUGACGUGCCAGUAUCGCUCUGAUUUCCUAAACAUUGGUGGAUUCGAUCUAGAGGUCAAAGGCUGGGGCGUGGAAGACGUCCAUUUGUACAGGAAGUACCUCCGGAGCGACCUGAUCGUGAUCCGGACGCCGGUGUCCAGCCUGUUCCACCUGUGGCACGAGAAGCAGUGCGCGGACGAGCUGACGCCGGAGCAGUACCGCAUGUGCAUCCAGUCCAAAGCCAUGAACGAGGCCUCCCACUCCCACCUGGGCAUGCUGGUGUUCCGGGAGGAGAUCGAGGCCCACCUCCGGAAGCAGGCCUUCAAGACUCAGAGCAGGACAGAGGACUGAGCAAAGGACAUUCCUAAAGGAGACUGAAGGCGCGUUUACAUGGAUCCUUCUGCUUCUUUUUAUUAACUGCACAGCUGUAGACGGAUGAAUGUAGAAAAAUGUGAAACGUGGCACAAAAAUAGAAGCCUUACUGAAGCGGUACAGCCGCGGGAAACAAUCAGCAGUAUUAUAGGAAAACCUUGGAGACAGUGUUAGGAUUCUGGGAACGAGAUUUGGAAUCCGUAAGUUAGGAUUUAACGAAGAGCAUCAGAGCCUGGUCUCUUCAACGCCGCUUUGCUGCUUCGCUUCUGAAUGUGAAACAUGUCAGCAGCUUCUCAGUACCUUCAAACACGCUGAGGAUAGAUUAGCAGAACGUACCCAACAAUGUUUGGAACGGAUGGUCAGAUCAGUUAGGAAGGGAUCACAUUCUUCUUAUUUAUUGAGCAUGAGAACAAGGAGGGGUUGCACUUUUUCUCAGCGGAGAUUGAAAUAUAUUCUGACCACUUGUGGAGGUGAAGCAGGAAACCUCCAGCAAAAAGGCUUCGUCUCCUUUAGGAGCUGAAAAAAUACUUUUUUUUUUAGAAGAUUUUUGGCUUGUUUCAAAUUUGAAUCCAAAAUACAGAUCUUAAAAGAUUCGUCACUCACCAUUCCUGCUUAAUAUGGCUGUUAUGUUUAGCUAGCUGCUUUUUGUCAAGAUUCUCUCUUCAUUCGUUUAUGUUGCUGGUCAGAAGUAAGGUGUUUACCUUCAAAUUUGGGAUUUUAAAGAUCUAUAUGACCAUUUUUAUGAGCAGUUCAUCAGUUUGAGUUUAUGGUGGAUUUCUUUUGACACAUACAUGGACUAAAAUGUGGGAAAAAGGUCAUUAUUUCUUAGUGGAACUGGUUUUCCAUCCAUUAUCUUCAUGCUAGGCUUAUUGGACUGUUUCUAACCAGUAGUGAUGUGUUUUAUGGGUCUAUAGGUCCAAACAGCAAAGCUUUGGUUUACAGAGGAGGUUGAAGGACGAUUUCCUUCAUUAGUCCAUCCAAUUUGUGCAGAAGAAACCCAGAGCAUCCUUUAAUCCAUGCAUCUCACAAGUG